UAUCCCACAGCACAGUGAGCUCACACAGACAGGAGACCACCUCCUCCUGCAGCGCACAAUGAUCCGACUCCUCCGCUGUCGACCCGGCUGCUGCUUUUGGACAACUCCUGACUGUCACGGAUUAAAUAAAGCCGUCAGUUCCUGAGAGAAGAGUCGAGAAGACGACUGGUCUCCUUUUGCAGCUGGGGUGUUCGCCAGUUAAACUCCCAUCGCAGGCUCUGCCAGCUCUGGUUUGAAGGGGUUUUACUUUCAGAGUUCAGCCAACAGUUCACCUGCAGACGUGAAACCAUGCGCUCCCGGUCUGCGCCCCCCAGGUUUACCCCCCUCCUAUUUCUCCUCCUUCUUCCCCCUGUUUUCUCCUCCUCCUCCUCCUCCCGCCCCCAGUGGAUUCCCCAGCGUGUCCCUGUGGUCCUCCCACAGAACACGGAGCCUCGGCCUGCCCCUCACUUCCUGUCUCCGGCCCGUCUGGAUGUCACCUCCCCCUGUGACCCAGAAUGCCACAAAAGAGCCCCUCAACCAAGCUACUGGGACCUGCGGCGCCUUUUGUCCUAUGAGACUCUCCACUCUGAUGGUCAACUAACUGAGACUGCCGUUGGGAUCUAUGGCUACAACCUCAAUUCUAAGACCAGUCCGGCCUACUCCUCAGGGUCUUCUGGAAAGGCUGAGCAGUCACAUGUCAGGAGAAAGCGACAGAUCUUUGGCCAUGAUGGGCGUUUUAGCAUUGCUGGACAGAACUUCCUGCUUAAAUAUCCUUUCUCAGUGGCUGUCAAACUGUCCACUGGGUGCUCCGGUACACUGGUGGGGGACCGUCAUGUUCUCACAGCCGCUCAUUGUGUUCAUGAUGGUAAAAACUACGUGAAAGGAGCCCAGAAGCUUCGCGUUGGCUUUUUAAAACCCAAGCAGCGGGUCACACAGCCUGCCUCCUUUUACCUUCCCUCCAACUUCACCAACCAUGUUGAAGGUGGUCCUGAUCCUUACGCCCCACCAACCAACAACAAAAUGAAGUUCCAGUGGAUCAGAGCCAAGCGCACCCAUGUUCCCAAAGGAUGGAUUAAAGGGAAUGCCAAUGACAUUGGGAUGGACUAUGACUACGCGUUGCUUGAACUCAAGAAACCCCACAAACGCCGCCACAUGAAGCUAGGAGUCAGCCCCCCGGCUCAGAAGCUGCCCGGUCAUCGGGUCCACUUCUCAGGAUUUGAUAAUGACCGUCCAGGCCAGCUGGUGUAUCGGUUCUGUCGGGCCGGUGAGGAGACAUCAGAUCUGCUGUACCAGCACUGUGAUGCUCAACCCGGGGCCAGUGGAUCAGGAGUAUAUGCCCGGAUGUGGGAUGGGAGGCGUCGGCGCUGGGAGCGGAAGGUGAUAGGCGUGUUUUCUGGGCAUCAGUGGGUGGAGCGACAAGGGGCGUCUCAGGAAUUUAAUGUAGCGGUGAGAAUCACCCCGCUCAAAUAUGCUCAGAUCUGUUACUGGAUAAAAGGGAACUUUGUGGACUGCAGAGAGGGGUGAGGAGAAGGUGGAGUGAGGAUGACAUAGGGGUGUAACUACAUCCUCAUACAUCUUUCUGGAAUAUCGAGGCUGCAAGAAUCUACACCUUUCACCCUACUACUUGUAGCACUGACAUGACAUCAAUAUAAAUAUCAAAAUAUUGUUGCCCCUACUCUCAGAUGCCAAUAUCAGUAAAGACAGACACAAAUCCUGUAACAGCACUGAAUUAUGUAAACAGGGUGCAUUUGUUUCAUUUAUGCUUAGUUUUACAUCUUCACAUUUCUAAAACAUGAAAAUGUUAUAUUUGUGUUAACUGGGGGAACAUUGUGGUCAGGUGGUUUUGCAGAACAGAAUCAGGCUUUUCUGCUUCUUGGAACAUUCAUCCGGAUAACAAAGUUAUCUGCAAGCUCCAUCUGGAACAUGGACUAAUGCAAAAAGAUGUUUUGGAAUACAACCUAAGCAGCAGAACUGGAAAAGCUGUUUCUCUACGCAUCAUAACCUUUUUUUCUUGAGCUACACUAAAGAUUGCACUGUUAAACUUUUUUUCUACUGAAAAUGACUUUUGUGGAUGAAUGUACAUGUCAGCUACCAAAGGCGCCAACUGUUUCUCUCCGAGCUAUCAUAUAUCUCCUCUCAGUGGACUCACUAGUUAUCUACAGGCAUAGUGUACUCUGUCAGCUAAAUUAACAGUGAAGAAAGUUUUGGAAGAACAUUCAACUUGUCACAUAGAUGUUUAACAACUGCAGAUGACCUGUUACAUGAAGUUCAUUUUGUUGUACUUUAAUGCUUACCUCCCUCUGGUGGCAAAGAUAAAACACUGCAGGUCUCUGUAAUGAAGGUUAUGCUGACUUCGCCUAGCCUAAGCACUUUUUACUUUCUCCAUUAUUUGUGUUUCUGAAAUUGAAGACAAAUUUAAUGAAAUAUAUGCUUUGAAAUAUGAAAA
Molecule: messenger RNA, 2425 nt
Organism: Seriola dumerili (greater amberjack)
Lineage: Eukaryota; Metazoa; Chordata; Actinopteri; Carangiformes; Carangidae
Gene: prss23
Product: protease, serine 23
Exons: 2
Coding region: 289-1503 (404 amino acids)
Biological process (GO): proteolysis
Molecular function (GO): serine-type endopeptidase activity
Source: RefSeq, a predicted model, not a curated record